AUGGUUGAGACGUGGGUGGCCGGGUCCGAGCUGCGGACAGUUGCCUCUGGCCGAGAUUCACAGAAUGACUCGGAGCCAAAAAAAAAAAGGGCCGCCAAGUUCCAGUUCUCACCUCUCCACGAGCUGGUGUGGGAGUGCACCAAAAAAUGGCAGCCGGACAAGCUGGUGGUGGUGUGGACCCGGCGGAACCGACGCAUCUGCUCCAAGGCCCACAGCUGGCAGCCAGGCAUCCAGAAUCCAUACCGGGGCACCGUGGUGUGGAUGGUUCCUGAGAACGUGGACAUCUCCGUGACCCUCUACAGGGACCCCCACGUGGACCAGUAUGAGGCCAAAGAGUGGACGUUUGUCAUUGAGAACGAGUCCAAGGGGCAGCGGAAGGUGCUGGCCACGGCUGAUGUGGACCUGGCCCGCCAUGCGGGGCCGGUGCCCGCCCAGGUUCCCCUGCGUUUGCGGCUGAAGCCCAAGUCGGUGAAGGUGGUACAAGCUGAGCUGAGCCUCACUCUCUCGGGGGUGCUGCUGCGGGAGGGCCGUGCCACGGACGACGACAUGCAAAGCCUUGCAAGCCUCAUGAGCGUGAAGCCUAGUGACGUGGGCAACUUGGACGACUUUGCUGAGAGUGACGAGGAUGAGGCCAGCGGCCCAGGGGCCCCCGAGGCCCGGGCUCGCGUCCCCCAGCCAGAUCCCUCUCGGGAGCUGAAGACACUUUGUGAGGAGGAGGAGGACCAAGUACAACCCCGGCAGGCAGCUGCCAGUCCUCCUGGUGCUGAGGAUACCAGCCCCGCCCCUGUGAGUGUCCCUGCGCCCCCGGCCAGGGCCUGCCGGGGCCAGGGAUCAGAACCAGCUGCUGGAGCAGGGGGCCAGGCACCACCCACCCUGGUCAGCUCCAGCCAGUCCCUGCUGGAGUGGUGUCAGGAGGUCACCUCAGGCUAUCGUGGCGUCCGCAUCACCAACUUCACCACAUCUUGGCGCAACGGCUUGGCCUUCUGUGCCAUCCUGCACCGAUUCUACCCGGACAAGAUUGACUAUGCCUCGCUGGAUCCACUCAACAUCAAACAGAACAACAAGCAGGCGCAUGGCUCCUUCUCCCACGUGCGCGACGCCGACCUGCUCAAGAAGAGGCGCUCGCGGCUGAGAAACAGCAGCUCCUUCUCGGUGGACGACCCUGACGCGGGAGCCGCGGCCGCGGCAGCCCUGGGUCAACCAGCAGCUAGCCUGCGCUGGCAGCUGGGUGGGAGUCCCCCCGCCGAGGAGCCGCCCCCAAGCCCAGGGGAGGAGGCUGGGCUGCAACGGUUCCAGGACACAAGUCAGUAUGUGUGUGCCGAGCUGCAGGCCCUGGAGCAGGAACAGCGGCAGAUAGACGGGCGGGCGGCCGAGGUGGAGACCCAGCUGAGAGGCCUCAUGGAGUCAGGUGCCAACAAACUGCAGGAGGAGGUUCUGAUCCAGGAGUGGUUCACCCUGGUCAACAAGAAGAAUGCUCUCAUACGGAGGCAGGACCAGCUUCAGCUUCUGUGA
Molecule: messenger RNA, 1512 nt
Organism: Carlito syrichta (Philippine tarsier)
Lineage: Eukaryota; Metazoa; Chordata; Mammalia; Primates; Tarsiidae
Gene: EHBP1L1
Product: EH domain binding protein 1 like 1
Molecular function (GO): protein binding
Source: RefSeq, a predicted model, not a curated record